Messenger RNA from Solanum verrucosum, 3592 nucleotides. RefSeq names its product mitogen-activated protein kinase kinase kinase YODA-like. The transcript has 12 exons. The record is from RefSeq and is a predicted model, not a curated record. The coding region runs from base 311 to 2977 and encodes 888 amino acids. Gene Ontology annotation, molecular function: ATP binding; protein kinase activity. Lineage: Eukaryota; Viridiplantae; Streptophyta; Magnoliopsida; Solanales; Solanaceae. Gene Ontology annotation, biological process: protein phosphorylation.
AGUAAAUUCAUUUUACCUUCAAAACAACUCCCCAAUCUUGAUACUUAGCUUCCUCACUCCCAUUUUUAUCCUUCACCAUUCUUACGCGAUCUCUUCUAAGCUUUAUCGAAAUCAUCUUCUUCAGCAACUUACUAUCUCCCUCUGUUGUCUCUCAGUUGAAAUCUCAGUGUGGGACAGCGAGAGGAGAAAGGCUAAUGUUUCUAGGGUUUGAUUUGAGCUAAUUAUGAGUUGAUUCAUAGUCCAAAUCCGAAGAAACGAGCUCGUUUAUGCUUGCGAUGCAACAAGUAAUCAGUUGAAAGCACCAGAAAAGAUGCCUUCAUGGUGGGGAAAGUCAAAAGCAAAGAAGAAAGCGACCAAAGAGAGUUUUAUUGAUUCAUUGCAUCGUAAGUUUAAGAGUCCAGCUGAAGCUAAGUCUCCGAGUAAAUCAGGUGGAUCUCGAAGACACAACAAUGACAUUGCUUCUGAGAAGGGUUCUCAGUCCCAAGCACAGUCAAGGUCGUCAUCACCUUCCAAGAAUGUCUCCAGAUGUCAAAGUUUCGCUGAAAGUGCUCUAGCCCAACCACUUCCGCUUCCAGGUUUGCCAUCAGCAAGUGUAGUGCGGGCAGACUCUGGGAUCAGUCAAUCUGCAAAACCCAGAGUAGAGAAGAGCUCAAAGUCAUCCCUGUUUCUGCCUCUCCCAAAGCCUGCAUGCAUCAGGCACAGACUAGACCCUGCAGAUGCUGAUGGAGAACUUGUCUUUGCAUCAAUUUCAAGUGAGUGCUCUGUUGAGAGUGAUGAUCCUACUGAUUCACGCCAACGUAGUCCACUAGCAUUUGAUUAUGAAACUGGUAACCGGACUCCCUUGGGUAGCCCUCCAAGGUUGGCUGUUAAGGAUCAAUCUGCUGUUGGACAAAUAAGCAUAAAAGAGGCAACAGAACCAGUUAAUCUUUCUCCCAGUGGACAUGUCUCCUCUCGAUCUCCGAAGAGACGACCACUAAAUAGCCACUUGUCCAGUAUACAAAUUCCUUCUCAUGGUGCCCUUUGCAGUGCUCCUGAUAGUUCUAUAUCAAGUCCUUCCAGAAGUCCAAUGAGAGCUGCUGGCUGUGAGCAAGUUAGUAGUUCUACUUUUUGGGCAGGAAAGACUUAUCCAGAUCUUCCUUUACUUGGAUCUGGCCAUUGUUCAAGCCCAGGUUCUGGUCAGAAUUCUGGACAUAAUUCCAUGGGAGGAGAUAUGGUAGGACAAUUGUUUUGGCAGCCUAGUCGAGGGAGCCCCGAGUACUCUCCAAUUCCUAGUCCUAGGAUGACAAGUCCUGGACCUAGCUCAAGAAUUCACAGUGGUGCUGUCACACCUAUUCAUCCCAGGGCUGGAGGCGGAGCAUCUGAACUGCAGACUAAUUGGCCAGAUGAUGCAAAACCAGAAAGUCAUCCUUUGCCCCGUCCCCCCUUAGCAAUUUCCAACUCUUCACCCUUUUCUCAUUCCAAUUCAGUUGCAACAUCUCCCUCAGUGCCACGAAGUCCUGGUAGAGCAGAGAAUCUUUCUAGCCCGGGCUCUCGCUGGAAAAAAGGAAAGUUGCUUGGUAGAGGCACAUUCGGGCACGUUUAUGUUGGUUUUAAUAGUGAUAGUGGAGAAAUGUGUGCAAUGAAGGAAGUGACUCUAUUUUCAGAUGAUGCAAAGUCAAAAGAAAGUGCAAAGCAGUUGACACAGGAGAUUUCAUUGUUGAGCCGAUUAAGACAUCCAAAUAUUGUCCAGUAUUAUGGCUCAGAGAUGGUUCCUGAUAAACUAUAUAUCUACUUGGAAUAUGUAUCUGGUGGGUCCAUUUAUAAGCUUUUACAAGAAUAUGGUCCGUUUGGAGAAACAGCAAUCCGUAGCUACACUCAACAAAUUUUAUCAGGGCUUGCAUAUUUACAUGCUAAAAACACUGUGCAUAGAGAUAUUAAAGGGGCAAAUAUUCUUGUUGAUCCAAAUGGGCGCAUAAAGUUGGCAGACUUUGGAAUGGCCAAGCAUAUCACAGGGCAAUCUUGUCCAUUAUCCUUCAAAGGAAGCCCUUACUGGAUGGCCCCUGAGGUAAUAAAGCAUACUAGUGGCUGCAACCUUGCUGUUGAUGUAUGGAGCCUUGGAUGCACUGUCUUAGAAAUGGCUACAUCAAAGCCUCCUUGGAGUCAGUAUGAAGGAGUUGCUGCCAUGUUUAAGAUUGGGAAUAGUAAAGAACUCCCAGCAAUACCGGAAGAGCUUUCAGAUGAGGGAAAAGAUUUUGUGAGGAAGUGUUUGCAGCGUGAGCCGCGAAAUCGUCCUACUGCUGCUGAGCUAUUGGAGCAUCCUUUUGUAAAAGAUGCUGCCCCUCCGGAAAAGCCAAAUAUGUUUCCUACAUCUUUCGAUCUUCCAUGUGCUGCUGCGAAUGGGAUAAAACCUCUGGUCGUUGGAUCUGCAAGAAAUAAUCCUACACCAGAUUCGGAAAGGCUCGCUAUCCACUCAUCCAGAGCAUCAAAAUCUAAAUUUCACUGCAGUGAUAUCCACAUUCCGAAGAACAUAUCUUGCCCUGUCUCCCCAAUAGGUAGUCCUCUUCCAAGGUCACCUCAUAACCUAAAUGGGAGGAUGUCUCCCUCGCCUAUAUCCAGCCCUCUCAACACAUCUGGCUCAUCAACACCAAUCUCUGGAGGGAAUGGUGCUAUCCCAUUUCGUCACAUUAAUCAGUCAGUUUACUUGCAAGAGGCCAGAACAGUUCCAAAUAGUCCCUAUAUGAAUGGCUCUUCUUACUGGGAUCCUGAUGUUUUACGAGGGUCACCAUCAGGAUCUCAUGCUUUCCGAGAAUUGGCAUCUGUUGAAUAUGAUGCCCUGGGAAAGCAGUUUGGGAGGCUUGCCACAGGAGAACUUUGCAAUGGGCAAUCAGCCUUGGCCAAUCGGGUGUCACAGCAACUUUUAAGGGAUCAUGUGAAAUCGAUUUCUUCGGUAGAUCUCAACCCUUGUCCUCCCUUGGGAGGUCGCACUGGUGGAAUAUGAAAUGUAUAUCGGACAUAUUAUUGAUGGAGAGCUUCGAAAGUUUCAUGUGUAAAUCUGCUUUCAGCUUUUAGCAUGUUUGAAGGAAGUUGUUUUGUGCAACAAGAAUCUCCUAAGAGAAGAGACUAGGAAAUGUAGUGGCAUCUUGGCAGAACUUCAUUAUCUAUUGUCAGUUUGACCUACCUGAUUUCUUCCCCCUAUUAUUUGGGUCUAGUGUUCCAAAGAUGAAGAGCACUUCCCAGUGAGAAUAUAUUGACCCUCCGUUACUAAUAGCAUCUGUUGAAAUUAUAGCGGCUUGUCCAAAUACAUCUGCCUGAUUGGACUUGAUAACUAACAUGAGCCAAGAACUAAUGAUUCAUUUGCUUUUGGAGGUUGGCUUUCAGUUAUUCAGUGUAUAGCUGAUCCUUCAUGAAGACAUUAAUGGCACCAAACUUGUAUAUUUAUGCUGUCCCAUAGAAGAUAGAAAAGAGUAAACCUGGAACUAAAGCAAGAAGAAUCCCUUUUUCUUUUCUUUCCUUUCCCCUUUCGAAGCGGGGUUCCUGUAUAGUAAACAAAUGAACUGGAAUAUAUUCCAGGUACUGUUGAUUGAACAAUCAGUGGAAGAUUUGGGUUUCUGUA